ACGACGUAGCAGAGGUUUUGGGCGGGAUCUCGCACGGGCCCCUCGCGAUCGUGUCCUUUACGUGCGUCGUCGUCCCCUCUCGCGACGUCGCCAGGCGUACCGCCGCCUCGCUAACGCGAUCAGCAGCUCACGUGGGGACCGUGACGUGGGGUGCUGUCGCUGGAAGGCGCCGAGCGUUGUUUACCGACGGCGCGUCGCCCGCGGCAGCUCCUCUCUGUCUGCGCUAUCAAUCACACGCGAACUGCGACUCGCUAGAGCUGGGCUGCUGCGGCACACCUCUCUUGGACCCCCGACGACGUCCCUCCGAGCCCCGUGACUGCAGCGACGAGCAUCGACUGCAUUUCGCAGGCAUCCAGAAUCCCGACGUUGUCCUAGCGGAUCGUGAUCGUCGCGGUAGCAUCAUGAGCGGUUAUUACCCUCCGCCGCAGCAGAAGCAGGGCUAUCCUCAGGCUCCCAUGCCCGGUGCCAUGCCAGGGGCUGUGCCAGGGGCCAUGCCGUAUGAUCCUCCACCACCCUACUCACCAACUGCUCCACCAAACCCAUGCCAGACUGCACAGCCCAUGGACCACCCGUCACGGCUGUAUCCGGCUCCUGGCCAGCCAUACCCUGUGCCAGCUCCGGGACCCUACCCAAUGGCCUCGUACCCACAGCAGCCGGGCCUGUCACAGCAGGUUGUGUACCAUGUCCCUGAUGCCUUUGACGCUGGGGCACGCUUCACGCACAGCAAGCCUACCAUUCCACCUCCUCCCCCUGGAGUUCCUCCAAAUGCUGCUCAGCUGGCUGCCAUGCAAGGCAACGCCGUAGUCCUGGGUCAAAAGAAGGGCAGCUUCUGGACCACUGGCGCUGGAGGUGGCUACACCUUCUGGUAGACGCCGACCACAGUGCACGGGAGCCUCCACCAAUGCUCCUGCUGCUGUGUCGACAGUCGCAAGGCUGUUCGCUUUUAUUUUCCUUCACGACGAGGAGAGCACCUUCAUGCAAGACUGUGGAACGACCUCUGCCAUGUCAGUGUUGAGCAAUGCUCCAGUAUGCCCCCCUGCCGCUAGGCUCACUAGAAAUGCUCUCCAGGUGCUGCAGUUGCUUUGUGGGGAUUCCAAACACUCAACGCUGCUGAUCUAGAAGUAGAAAACAGCGCACUUGAGUGAAUUUUGAUGGGACUACAUGUCUGCUUAGACUCUAAACAACAGCAGUGUUUUUGAAGUUCCAGCUCAGAGAAUUGUAGCAGCCUGAAGGCCAGAUUUAGUGACCUUGAACUGGAUGAUGGGCAGUUCUAGGGCAGAUUCAGGUACAGUCCGUGCUCGGCCUUAGUUGAGGUGCGAGCCUCAGCUAGCUCAGCAGGCAAUGGCAUAUUGUGAACAGUCUGUACUGCUCUGCUCUGUCCUGGGACUCUUUGAUGACCUCAGGGAUUCUUCAAAAGAGUGUCGCAAUAUUGCAGCUUUCCCAGUUGUCUUGCAUACUGUCUUUCAAUUGUUCAAUCCGUAGCAAUCGAGUAUGAGGAACAUCUUUUCACGCUUUACUUUUGACUAAUACUCUGGAUAGAGAACAGAGUGGAGCCUCUUUAAGAGGCAGGAAAAUGUACAGCAUCAGUCAAGAAGUUUCUCGGUCUUAAAUAUUUGGCAUUUUGGUGUUGUUGGAUUACAGUCUACUAAGGACCAUUUCUAUAAGCAGGCCUUGUUACAAGUUACUGCGCCAAAAUGCAUGACAGGAAGUGGCUAUGUAACCCGCCCAGCUGAAAGACGGCACAUACACUAGUGUUUCCAGUGGUUGUGACAUGUGCAAUGUUGCCGUAAAAGAACUCGAGGCUCAAAUCUUUCAUGCAACACAAGCACAACACAGUGUCUGGGGGCAAUCCUGUGCAAAACUGGCAUAUUUACUACAUUUCGUUACAAGGGAGGUUACUUCAUUUAUUGUAAUGUGGCUAACAGGAGCCAGCUUGAAACACUUCAAGGUGACAUCAUGUUGUUGCCUAAGGCAUUGUAAUGAUGAUCACGAAUGCCUGACUUGGCUUGCAGGUUGCAGGGUGGGACGGCAAGGGCAGUCUUAACCUUAUAGACUUUUUGCCUAGACUUUUGACUGGUGCUGUAAAUGGCUCCUUGCGAUGGUCUAGUGUGUGACUUACAUACAAAACAAAGAGGACACAGGAAGAUACUUCAACUGAUAAACACUAGGCAUACAGGGGAAGCCACAGCCCGGAGUCAGGCUUGCCUUGUUCCUGCUGGACUAAGGCUUCCCUCAUUCUCCCGCUGUUAAUUGAAUUAGUUCGUUUUUGACAAACCUGUGUGACGGUUGAAAUGUUGUAACUGGCACUAAGAAGUUUCGGGACCUGUGUCUUUUUAGUGUUGGUUACGAUGUCUCAGUCCUGGAUUACCUAAGCGCCAACCAGCUUAGCUCCUUUCUCUAGUUUUGUCACAACAUAGCAAAAACAAAUGGAGGGCUCACCAUGCUGAAAGUUUAGACCUCCUUCCUGUCUCUCUACAUCUUGCCAUUUUUCACUUCCGCUGAAAGGAAAUUUCUGGCAAACACAAGCAGCAAGGCUGAAAGCGCACACGUGCUCGUUGAACAGUCAAAGCAGUCUUGUUGAGGACAAGCUGUGAUUGUAGAUGUCAAAGCAUUAUAGAGUUGUUUAAAGGGCCCCAUUCCAGGCCACAUAGCAAACUUUGGUUAUAUGCUGGAAGUUGUUACGUGCCCUCUAGGGAGUGUUCUACUGCAAGAAUUUUUUAAAAUUGAUUCAUUAAUAGCAGAGAUAGAAAUAUUUCAGUGCCGCGAACCCAUGCUUUCAGGAGGCAAGCGUCAACACCAACAUACACUCUCUCCACUUGCCCCAUCUGGCCUCUGCAAGCGAAAUUCUUUCCCUGUGUUCUCCCAUACCAGAGCUGUAGGGAUCGCCUUGCCUUGUUUUUUGUUUUUGUUUUUCUCUUGCUUUCUUGCUGCAUGGUGCACUUCUGCUGACGACCUCGCGCAAGCUGUUGCAUUUGUCUCGUUUCUUGCAGUGCACAAUUUUGCGCACUGUGCACGAAAACACCUGACUAAGUGUAUAAGUUAAUACUACACGAACACUGAGGCAGACGCAAAUGGAACACAGAGCAUGAUUGUGCACACUGGAACACUGUAGAAAAUGACAGUUUCAUUGUCUGCACGCAUGACUGCACGACGUGGCAACAAGCAGACGAAACAGAAGUACAUCUCUCCUGUUACGGUAUGCAGUAAAACAAACACUUGCAGACAUUCGGUUUGUAGGUUUUAUUAUUUAUUUCUGUAAACUUUAAUUCAUCUAUUGAAGCAACAGACCAAACAGAGAACUGCUUUUGCCUUGAAUAAUUCUCAGUCACGUGCCACUGUGAGUGACGUCACAGCACAGCGAACUAUGUAGGCACAGCUGCGCAAGUGACGUCAACUCUUUGGCUGGGAGUGCGGCACCAGCGAGGAGAAAAGCUUGGGGCUUUUGGUUUGAAAUUUCAGCUCUUUUCAUACCGCAUAGCAGUGUAACACUUUGCAGGCACGAUUGUUAGCACGCAUUGUAAGCACUGCACUUGUCAGUUCUAUAUGGCCAAACCUGGUGAGGGGCCCUUUAAGGGAGAAGAGUUGUGGUGCACUGAAUCCUCAACCUUCAGUGAGAGUCACUUGGCACUUGUUUGGCUGUUAUUGAAGUGUCCUUGUUUUAAUUGCAUAUGGGACAGUGUUCUGUGUUUUGUGUACUGCACGCACACAUGCAUCUUGCCUCAUCAGCUUUCGACACUAAGCAGCACACAAGCGAGCCAUCAUAUUCACAUUUCUCACAUUUAUGCUUACCUGAUCUGUAUAGACAUGCAGUAGAGUCUGGAGCCAAAUGUUAAUGGGACUGCAUCAAGAAUCAAUGUUGUCAAGCGAACUGUAGCGAGGAACAGAAAAAUUUGCCUAAAAUAAAAACUAAACAAAAAAAGCUGUUCUUUUCUAACUGUCCACAUGCCUGGUAUUCUUGUACCCUACAAAAAUGCAAGUCUGAUGCCCAUGUCGCCAUGUCAAAAUUUAUUUCUUACAUAUUUGUGAUAUUAUUAUUGCUGGCUCGCAGGAGAUCUGCAGCUGCUCCACUUCAGAUUACUGUGCCGUGGCCAACACAUUAGCCUCGGGAGUUUCUCAGAAGGAGUGCAAAGAUGGCCCAGUGCCAUUUCGCAUGUUUUGCGUGUGACCCAUCACUAGAACGUUAAAUGAAAUGGCUUCACUAGUUAGCUUAAAGCACAGAACACUUACAACACACUUUUAGUGGCUUUGCACUAUGCAGAUACUUUAUAGUAUACUAUAAAGUACCUGCACAGUGCAAAGCCAUGAAUCUUCUUGCUUUGUACUGGAAAUUGUGUGCUAGAACUGUGGUGACAUUGCACAGAGGUUAAAGGGGCACUAAAGAGAAAUGAUCAGUUAAGCUUAACUCCUAGAGUGAUGGAUUUACAUGCUAAAGUAUCAUGUAUAUUUGUAAGCUUUGUAAGCUAGAAAUUAGGCAAGAACAAUUAUGCGAGAAGAUUGGUUUUGCACCAGUGUUAUGCCACAGAACUUGGUUUUGCUUGUUUCUUUCGUACGUUCCACAGUGCAUCCUUUUUGUGAACCCACGCUCGCAGCAUAGACAUGCUCAUGGGCAUUUGCUAGAAGGACAUAACCUCCUGCCAGCGUUCUUGCUCUUGCUUGACUACUCAUUGGCACUUAUAUCAGCUCACGUUUGUUAGCUACAUACAAGCUAGCUGCAAAGCUACCAAACCUCUUUGAUGGAGUCAUUCAAGGAUAUUUUGUCAGAAAUGAACAAAUGCGAAACAUGGGCUCAUUUUUUCUGCUCCCUUAACUGGAAACUAUUUCUGACUUACCUAGUCUUUCACAGCCAUCUGUGAGUUCUACAACAUACGAGAUGCUAUGAGGUCAAUCUGUUCCCCCUUCAGCAGUCUUGGGGAGGCCCUUGCCCUCCUUGAAACCGCUGUGCAUAUCCCUAUGCUGCAGAGUGUUAGUGCACCCAUGUCCAAUCAUUCCAAACCAAGCCUACAAAUACCAGCAAAGCACUGCACAUUGCACUUAGCCUCAGUCAGCGUCAUUCACUCACACUGAUGCAGUGCUUCAAAGGACUGGAAAUAGCUUGAUGGUUUCAGAUAUCUAAGAAAAAGCACAAUUAAAAAAGAAAAGCUAGCAUGCUGCACAUUUUUAUUCUUGCAAAUAAGGAAUCAUUGCUUUAUAGCUAGCAUCCGUUUGACUUGUUAUCCUUUAUUUCAACUAACAUUGCUAAGUGAGAAGCAAGCACAACAAGUGAUGGAAAGGAAAAUUGGUAGACAUCAUGUUGAGAGAUAGAAGAGUAGCUUGGAUUUGCAAACAAAUUAGGUUGAAUGAUAUCCUAACAGAAAUUAGGAGAAAGAAAUAGCAGGGCAUGCACUGGAUAGGGCACAUAUCUGGCGGCCUGUUAGUGAAACAAAAUGGCGACCAAGCGAUGGGGAAACAGUGUCAAGACAGCAAUAAAUUUGAUGGAGCGACGAGAUAAAGGGCAGAUGCAUAGAAUGCACUUGGCUGGAGCAAGAUAUGUGGAAAUUGAAAGCUUUGGGAGAGGCUUUUGUCGGGCUGCAAACUUGGUUAGGCUUUUUUGAUGAUGACAUUUCUAAUCAACUUCUCACCUUCAACUUCCUCCUCCUUUUAUCAUCAACAGCAAUGGCAAGAAAGAUUAGGGUUUUCUUUUUUUUUCUUUUUUUUACAUUUGUAUUUGUGUCAGCAGGGCAGUCUUGGUCUUUGUUUUUUGUUUUUCUUGUGUUUACAAGUACCCUGUGCUUGCAGUUGCAAUGUUUAAAUGCAAGCACAUUUGUGUUUAAAUGUUGCAUACGGUGCAGCCAAAAUGACUGUCAGUUUGUCAUCUAUUUUGCUAAGUAAGUGACAUAGAUGAUCCUCAUUUAUGAUGAGCACCUCAUGCGUGGUAGGGCUUUGCAGUCUGGAAGUGCAAAUGAAUUUUUAUCAUUCCUUCUUCUGUGCCAUACAUAUUACCCCACAAGAGUGUCUCAGACAUGAGAUGCAGUCUGCACACAUAUUGUCUUGGGUGGUUUUCAAAGGCAUUUACUUACAUUUUCGCCUGGGUAUCACUCGUAUAUUGUGCUGAUGUAGGUUUACUCUGAUUAGCACUACCUUCAGUGGUGGAAGCUGGGCAAUUUGUUUACGGAAUUAUACAUUGGCUGUGCAUUGACUAUGCAGCGACUAAACAGAAUGACCAGUGGAACAAAAUAUUCAGUCAGCCUUCAGGACUGAGACUUUAGUUUUGUGCCUCAUGAACAGCAUGCUGCUGGACGAUCACAUUAAAUGGUAGCUGGCUGCAUGGUCAAGUUGAUUCUGAGUAUUGUUUACUCAUGCCAGAGACCCUUGUUGUGAAGUGCAGUAACAUAUACGACUCGUAGACUGUUAACUAGAACGGUGUGUGGUACUAUCGUGGACAACUGAAGCAGAAACCAGUUAAAGACGACUAGAAUGCAUCUUUUCAUUCCCACUUUCAUUGCUUCAUGCUAUGUUGGCAUGAUUUUGAUUUGCAUGCAUAUUUUGAGGCAUACCCCUUCUUCGGCAACUGUGUAUGUGGUCAUGCAAAUUUAACUAAUUACCUGUGAGAGGUGUUCUAGUCCACAUUUUUCGUUGAUGUUUCACUUGUCCAUGAUGGUACAGACCCUCAGUGAGAACAACUCUCUACUGAAACUGGUUUAUAGUUCAUUUCCAACAGUUCAUUUCUGCUCAAUUUUGUCAGUGCUAAGCACAACAGAUUGAAUAAGGCUGAUGUUUCACUUAGACCAGUGGGUCCCACUCAAAUGUUUUCAACUGGGGCACCAUCAGCAUAAACGUGAGUGUGCACUUUGUGCCACAAAUGGUGUCAUGCAUUUGGAACACCUGCUGUGCUAAGCUGAACUUGGUUUUGCGUGAAUUAAAGUGGAACCAAGAGCAUUUUCUGUUAAUACUGAUGCUGCUAAUUGUGUGUUCUAGAUGCAUAUUUCGAGUCUCGGCCAAGAGAGCAAUUAAGCCUCGUCAUCAACAAAUGUGACCUGUGGUUCUAGGAGCGUUGCGAGUUUUGCCAGGCAGCCUGCUAGACAGUCCCCAAAACACACUGUCGUAGAAUGUUCAGUCUGUACAGAAGACCUACAGAAUUCACCAGAAAUAUUGGUUCGCAUUGCUUGUGCACCCGAGCAUCGUGUGUUGUCGUAUGUGCUCUGAACACAUUCACGACAUGCACAGUGUGCAGGCAGCUUUGCAGAGCAGUGUUUUGUGCUGCUUGUGCUGCACCUAUGUCGACAUAUAUGCAAUCAAAAAAAAAAUUGAGGUGUUAGAUCGGCUUUUGUUUUUUUGAUGGUUCUUUGCUGUUAGCACUACGGACAUGGGUUCCUGGCAAAAAAAAAAAAAAACAUGCUUGCCUGUUUUCUCUUCAUCCUUUUAGGAUUUUACACUGGCUGGGUUCUUGGGGAGUGCAGUUUCCAUGAUUUGCGCCAUGCUUGAGGGUACUGCAUCAUAUCCUCUGUAUCAUCCUCGCUGCCUCUUGAGUGUUUUUUUGCGAGGUAGAUGCUGCAUGUUUUUACUCACUGUGAAAGUAACGUAGUGGGUAUGCGCACAACACAACAGCCACUUAAAUUGUUAAGUUGCAACUGCUCAAUUUUACAUUUCUUUUUUCACUUGUCGCCCAGAUGCAGUAUAUCUUAAGAAGGCCAGGACAUAAACUACAUCAGAGCACAGGUUUGACCCCCAGCUUCAUCUUUACGGAACCCAUUGCCGUUUGACAAGAUAGUUGUGUAGUACUCGGUAGUUCACAAAUUUGCUCGAGGCACGAAAUUGCACCUGCUGAGAUUGUACUUGAGAUCAAAUGCAGAGGAGACAAGUGGGUGUGGUUUGCAAAAUUUCUCGGUGUACUUUUACGUUCUGGGUGCUUUAGAUGCAAAGGGUGGUGCCACUUUUUGGCAGCUCUGUCAUGGACACUUUGUGUUCCCAUUGAUUGUUGCUGUGUGCCUGUUAUAUUUCCUCUAACCGGUUUGUUGUGUUAGUUGGUAAGGAGAAGAAGGCUGCCUGCCGAGAUACUGUGCUGCUUAAUUGUGUGUGAUUCGGGGCCAAUCAGAGAGGUGUUUGCUUUUAUUGGGUAAUAGUCAAUUGCUAUUGGCGCAGUCUGUUCAAUAAAAGUUGGUUAUUGUGAUUGACUG
Molecule: messenger RNA, 8153 nt
Organism: Dermacentor silvarum
Lineage: Eukaryota; Metazoa; Arthropoda; Arachnida; Ixodida; Ixodidae
Product: DAZ-associated protein 2
Exons: 3
Coding region: 402-869 (155 amino acids)
Source: RefSeq, a predicted model, not a curated record